This is a messenger RNA of Chaetura pelagica (chimney swift), 690 nucleotides long. RefSeq names its product sorting nexin 11 (gene SNX11). Gene Ontology annotation, molecular function: phosphatidylinositol binding. The coding region runs from base 1 to 690 and encodes 229 amino acids. Gene Ontology annotation, biological process: intracellular protein transport. The transcript has 7 exons. The record is from RefSeq and is a predicted model, not a curated record. NCBI's taxonomy places the organism in Eukaryota, Metazoa, Chordata, Aves, Apodiformes, Apodidae.
AUGUGGGGGCUGGAGAGAUGUUUCCUGCUGGGCUCUGGCUCUAGGAUGUUGGAGACCCGAGAGGAAGAGCUGACCACGGUGCGCGUGCAGGACCCGCGGGUGCAGAACGAGGGCUCCUGGAAUUCCUAUGUGGAUUAUAAAAUCUUCCUGCACACCAACAGCAAGGCCUUCACUGCCAAGACCUCAUGCGUGCGGCGCCGGUACCGUGAGUUCGUGUGGCUGAGGAGGCAGCUCCAGAAGAAUGCUGGCUUGGUGCCUGUCCCAGAGCUGCCCGGGAAAUCCACUUUCUUCGUGGGCAGCACGGAUGAGUUCAUCGAGAAGAGGAGGCAGGGGCUGCAGCAGUUCCUGGAGAAGGUGGUGCAGAACGUGGUGCUCCUCUCCGACAGCCGGCUGCACCUUUUCCUGCAGAGCCAGCUCUCCGUGCCCGAGAUCGAGGCGUGUGUGCAGGGCCAGGGCCCGCAGACGGUGACCGGAGCCAUCCUGCACUACGCCAUGUCCAACUGCGGCUGGGGGCGGGACGAGGAGCCGGGAGGGGACCCGCACGGCAGCUGUGCCGGCCUGGGAAGCCCCCAGGGUCCGAGCUGCCUGGAGACCUGCCCGGACUGGAGCGACUUUGGGAUGGACGACGCCCCCUCGGACAGUCUGGAGGAGCCCGCAGAGCCCUCGGGCCGACGCCGGGAGCUGCAGUGA